AUGGCAAACUAUGACCCGUACGAGCGGGACUAUUCCCGCCGCUACGUCCGCGAGGAGCAGCGCCGCGACGACCGCGACCCUCGCUUCCUCGACGCCCGCGACUACGCCGCAAAGGUCUAUCCCUCGCGCGAUCUCGUGCCCCGUGCCCGCGAGGACAGUGACCUGUCCGUCGAGGAGAUCCGGCGAGACUUCCCCCCGCCCUCUGCCCGGGACGCUCGCCGCGCCCGCUCCGCCGAGCCGGGCUACUAUGAGGCCGAGUACGACUACUACCGUCGCGGCGGCCAUGACCCUCGCUACGACCGCGACCAUGACCGUUACUCGCGCCGCUCCCACGGAGGAGGCCCCAGCAGCCUCCACUACCAGGACGAGCACCACCAGCGCAGCCAACGGCCCAAAAGCAUGACCAAGCAGGACAAGCUCAUCGCUGCCGUUGCCGGCGCCGCCCUCCUCGUCGGCGGCAAGGAGCUCUACGACCGCCACGAGGCCAAGACGGACGGCUCCGAUGUCCAGCGCAACCCCCUUUCCUCGGCCGCCCUCGCCGGCUUCGGCGCCCUCGCCGGCUAUCAGGGCGCAGAGUUCUACAGCAAGCAGCAGGCCCAAAAGGACCAGACGGCCACCUACAUCCUCCACCGCGGUCGCGACGGCCAUGUCAGCGAGUACUACUCGGACGAUCAAGACGACGCCCCCAAGGAGAAAAGGGGCCAUCGCAACUUUCUCGAAAACGCCAUCGCCGCCACCGGCCUGGGCGCCGCCGUGAAGUCGCUCACCGGCGCCGGUGACGACAGGCGCUCAGACACCCGGAGCCGCCGCGGCGAUAGCCCCUCGGGCUCCCGCGCCCCGACCGGCGCAAACAAGAUGCAAAAGGCUGCCAUGGCCUCCCUCUUGGCCGGCGCCACCGAGGCCUUCCGCGUAGCCAAGGAGCCCGGCGGCUGGAAGGGCGAGAAGACGAAGCGUGUCCUCACUGCCGCCGCCGGUGCUGCCACCGUUGAUGCCGCCCAGGGCGAUGGCCACAGCAAACUGGGCCUCGCCGAGUCCGUCAUCGGCGGCCUGGUUGGGAACCGCCUCAUCAACGGGUCCAAGAAGGAUAUCGAGGAGGACAAGCUAACGGGCAGAAGUCGUUCUCGCUCCCGAGCCCGCUCCCGGAGCCAUGGCGGCUCUACCGGCGGCGGCGGCCCCUCUGGCCUUGCGGCCUUGGCCACUGCUGGCCUGGGCGCCCUUGGAGCCAAAAAGGUGCUCGACCGCUCCAGGUCCCGCAGCCGCGGGCGCGAUUACGACUCGAGGAGCCCGUCGCCCGAUCGCCGUCGGCAAAGGAGCCGGAGCCGCAGCGUCGUCGACAAGGCCCGCAACAGCCUGGCCAAGCUGGGCAUCGGCAGCGGCGCCGUCGAAGCUGCCGACGAGCAUCGCCGUCGCGACCAGGACGACUUUGAUGACCACGCCAGCUCCCGCCGCUCCCGCCGGUACUCGGACGACAUGUACGAAGAGGACCCCCGGUCCGGCUACGGGACCGAUUCGGACCUUGGGGACUCGGAGGAGGACGAGAAGAGGGCCAAGAAGAUGAGAGCACACGGGGUCUAUCAGAGCAUGGAGAAGAGGCGCUCCCGCCAGAGAGCAGUCCAGGAGGGGAGAAUGAGCCCUGAGGAGGCCAAGAAGCUCAAGACAAAGGCCGUCAUGCAGGACGCGGCAGCCGUCGGCAUCGCCGCCCUGGGCAUCAAGGGCGCCCUCGGGGAGAUGAAGGAAGCCAAGGAGAUGACCCACGAGUGCAAGGAGUUCAAACAAGAAAAGGUUCGCCGCCACGAGAGGCGCGAGCAGCGGCGCAUGCAGCAGUACCGCGGCCUCGAUCACCGCGACCGGCGGGCCGACAGCGUCCCGGCGCGUCCCCGGUCGCAGCACUACUACCCAGACUCCGAGUCCGACGACUACGACUACGGGCCGCGGUACACUGAUGACAAUCCUUACGGAGCUGCGAGGCUCCCGGCGCCGCCCAUGGGCCGUGCUGGAUAG
Hirsutella rhossiliensis is the source of this 2001-nucleotide messenger RNA. RefSeq lists its product as uncharacterized. The record is from RefSeq and is a predicted model, not a curated record. The coding region runs from base 1 to 2001 and encodes 666 amino acids. The transcript is spliced from 3 exons. Lineage: Eukaryota; Fungi; Ascomycota; Sordariomycetes; Hypocreales; Ophiocordycipitaceae.